AAAAUCAAAAUCGAAAAACAAAAUUCAAAAAUCAAAAAUCAAAAAUCAAAAUCAGAAAACAAAAACCCAGAAAUUGAGGGAGGAGGAGACGUGUUCUUGGUGCUCUCCGUGGAGGUGUUGCGUGUGCUCGUCGUGGUGGUCUUCGUGGUAGCUUUGGGAGAAUGAAGAAAGGGAAGGAGGAGAUGAGAAAGGGCGAAGGAGGAGAUGAGAAAGACUGAUGAGAAAGGGCGAAGAAGGAGAUGAGAAAGAUCGAUGAGAAAGGGCGAAGGAGGAGAUGAGAAGAGGAGAGAGAAAGAGUAGGAAAGAAGAGGAGGGGAGAAGCGGCGAGAAUAAUAGGGUUUAGUAUUAAUAUGGCUGAUUUUUUUUUUUUUUUUAAGUUUAAGCGGUUUUCUUUAAAUUAAGGAGCGGUUCAAUUGGCACCGGUUCAAACCGGUGCCCUUUUAGUUUUUGGCACCGGUUUGGUCUGAACCGGUGCCUUUUAUAUUUGUGUAAAAUGGCGCCCAAAUUUGGGCCGGUUUAGGGCACCGGUUUGGCCUGAACCGGUGCCUUUAUGGGGGUGCCUUAUUGUAUUUUUCUACUAGUGUAUUUUGUGAUAAAUAUGAUUACAACAAUGCUUAAACUUAAUUAGUAUGAUUAAAAAAAAAUAUUCAAUAAUAUUGAUAUUUGCAACCGUUAUAUCUUACAUGAAGUUUCUAAUACUAUAAAUACGCACGCAUACAAGCAAACAAACCAAACACAUUUCAAAACACAUACUAUAGCUAACAAAUAUUUUCACAAGAAAAAAAAAAUGAAGAAGGUAAACCAAAGUCAUCCUAGAUUAAGAAAAUCAUGGGAGAAUAAAACCUAUGAACAGAUAAUUUCUUCCUCAGAAAUGGACUCCUUAACAAGUAUUUGUGAAGCUCUCUUCCCUCCACUUGAUCCUCCUUCUAAACUCGAUCAUAAUCAACCAAUCGAUAACUCUAUCAAAUCCUUCUAUCGAUCCUCUGGAUCUCAAAAACCCAUACCUUUCGAGGUAGCGGGGGUGAUGAAAGAUAGAGGAUUGCCGGAGGCAGUGUUAUUGGUAAGGGUAGUAUUAUGGUUACUAUCAACAAGAUUAGGGACACUUUUGUUAUGUGGAUCUCUUUGUUUUGGUAAAGAAUGGCCUUACAUAACAAAGUUUUCUCAUUUGGCAACGGAAAGAAGAGAGAAGAUUCUACAGAAUUGGUCAUGUCACAAGUUCUUUAGUCCACUUAGAUUGGUCUUCUUUUUUCUCAAGUCAUUGUGCCUCUACUUCUGCUUUUCCUUGGUGGAUGAUAACUCUCAUAACGCGGUAUGGGAGGCAAUAGACUACAAACCUGAUACCACCACCACAGAUAACAAAGCAAACAACCAAGGGCGGCCUCUAGAAAGUGGCAUUGUCGAGACCCUCUAUGAAACUCCGUUAACCCUAUUGCAAUCUCUCACGAGUAAAGGGCUCGAUGUCAGAGAGGAUCCCAAAGAUAACCUCUACAAGAUCAAGUGUGAUGUAGUCAUUGUGGGAUCUGGUUGUGGGGGAGGAGUGGCAGCUGCAAUCCUUGCUGCAGCGGGCCAAAAGGUGGUGGUCCUCGAAAAAGGAAACUACUACUCUGCCCCUGACUACUCCUCCCUUGAAGGCCCCACGAUGAACGAGCUCAUGGAGAAAGGAGGAAUGAUCCCUACCACUGAUGGGGCUGUCAUGCUACUUGCAGGGUCUACUGUUGGGGGAGGGACAGCUGUCAACUGGUCUGCUGCCCUGAACACUCCAGACCCUGUCUUAAAAGAGUGGGCUGACGAACAAGGGUUAGGCUUGUUUGGUAGUCCACAGUACAAGUUUGCCAUGCAGAGUGUAACUCAAAGGCUUGGUGUUACAACUGAGUGUGUGAAGGAAGGAUUUCAGAACCAGGUCCUGAGAAAAGGGUGUAAGAAUUUAGGCAUAAAGGUCGACCAAGUCCCACGGAAUUCCUCUGAGGCUCACUACUGUGGAUCCUGCUACUAUGGAUGCAGGACUGCGGACAAGCAAGGGACUGAUGUGACAUGGCUCGUUGAUGCUGUCAACUUAGGAGCAGUGAUAAUCACUGGCUGCAAAGCCGAGACGCUUCUCUUCACAAAAAAUGGCCGCAAGAAAGAGAAAAGAUGUGUUGGAGUUUUAGCGAGAUCAUUUAAUGAGAAGAUCCCGGGAAAGUUUGAGCUUGAAGCCAAAGUGACCAUUUCAGCUUGUGGGUCAUUACUGACACCUCCGCUACUGAUCUCAAGUGGACUGAGGAACAGACAUAUUGGAAAGAACCUCCACCUCCAUCCAUCCCUGAUGGUGUGGGGAUAUUUUCCAGAGGGACCCACUUCACAAUUUGAGGGAAAGAGCUAUGAAGGUGGGCUGAUCACAUCUGCACAUCAAGUGGCACCAGAUCAAAUGUCCAACUCCAUGCCGAGGGCCUUGAUAGAGACACCUGCCCUAGGGCCAGCUGCUUGUGCUGCCCUCUUCUGCCCAUGGGAGUCAGGCAGUGAUAUAAAGAGGAGAAUGUUAAGGUAUUCUAGGACUGCCAAUUUGUUUGUGAUGGUGAGGGACAAAGGGUCUGGAGAAGUCCGGUCAGAGCAGAGGAUCAGCUAUGGGUUAAGUGCAGAGGACAGAGAAAAUAUGACAGCAGGGCUUCGGAGAGCCUUGAAGAUUCUGAUUGCAGCUGGUGCUGUUGAGGUUGGGACUUAUAGGAGUGAUGGGCAGAGAAUAGAGUGUAAAGGAAAGAGUGAGGAUGAAAUAGAAGAAUUUUUAGGAUCAGUUUCUGCUACCAAAGGGCCUUUGACAGCUCGUUUCUGGGCAGUUUACUGCACGGCCCACCAGAUGGGAAGUUGCAGGAUGGGAAGGAGAGAAAAUGAAGGUGCAGUUGAUGAGAAUGGGGAGAGUUGGGAAGCAGAAGGAUUGUUUGUAUGUGAUGGAAGUGUUCUGCCUAGUGCUGUUGGUGUUAAUCCUAUGAUCACUAUACAAUCUACUGCUUACUGUAUUGCAAAGAAGCUUGCCGAAUCUCUAAAGAAUGGGGAGUUUAACAUCUAGAUAGGUUUUCGAUCUGUAAUCUGUAUUUCUAACUUACUAAUAAAUUUAAAAUUAGGAGAGGUUGUUUCAAAUAGAAGUAGGGAGGUAUGAGUAAACUCUUGCUUUUUAACUGUGUGGUUUUUCUUUGAAGUUUAGAUCAAUAUGUUGGGCAAUAGAUAAACUGUUUUAUUUUUCACCAAUACAGCAGUUCCAAAAUCUAACUCAGAAUCAUGAACCGGUGUAAUUUGACAGCCAUACAAUCUGAUCAUGAAUACACUUGGAA
Messenger RNA from Chenopodium quinoa (quinoa), 3302 nucleotides. RefSeq names its product long-chain-alcohol oxidase FAO1-like. The coding region runs from base 788 to 3040 and encodes 750 amino acids. Gene Ontology annotation, molecular function: flavin adenine dinucleotide binding; long-chain-alcohol oxidase activity. The transcript is spliced from 3 exons. NCBI's taxonomy places the organism in Eukaryota, Viridiplantae, Streptophyta, Magnoliopsida, Caryophyllales, Amaranthaceae. The record is from RefSeq and is a predicted model, not a curated record.